ACAUCUUGGAGUAAGCUAACUGGGAGACCACAAAUUGACUUCGAGCAAUCAGCGAUCCUAAGACUUAGCCUAACUUUACGCACAGGGGAAGCAACCUCAGCAUCCAAAAUGAAUGUCUCGCAAUUGAUGGUCUGUGGACUAUUAAUGGCCCUUUUUUCAUUCAGCACAGAGGCAAAGUCGUUAAUCCCUGCACAAGAAAAGUCCCUUAGAAAUUUACUAGGAGAAGAGCUUUCCGAAUACCUGGCAUCGGGGGAGCGAGAGAGGAAUCUAGAGAGCGCGAGAUCGCGUCUGUUGCGGGACCUGCGGCUGAACACUCGAGCCAGGGGCAUGUGGUCCCGCAUCAUGAACGACCAGCCUGCCUCGCGGAAACAGAAGACCGGGGUCAAGAAAGGCGCGUCCACACCAGCUCGCGGUGGCUGCUUCGGACACAAGCUGGACAGGAUUAGCACCUUAAGUGGGAUGGGCUGUUAGGAACACGCCAGCACAACAG
Molecule: messenger RNA, 490 nt
Organism: Anguilla rostrata (American eel)
Lineage: Eukaryota; Metazoa; Chordata; Actinopteri; Anguilliformes; Anguillidae
Product: C-type natriuretic peptide 4-like
Exons: 2
Coding region: 109-471 (120 amino acids)
Biological process (GO): receptor guanylyl cyclase signaling pathway; cGMP biosynthetic process
Cellular component (GO): extracellular region
Molecular function (GO): hormone activity
Source: RefSeq, a predicted model, not a curated record